CCAGCGCGAGCGGGAAGCAAGGCCCAUGCUGGGAAAGCAGGAUCAGGGAAGGCUCCUGAGACACCAGCCCAGAGCAGAGCGGUGGAUGCAGCCCUCGAGGGUUUCCAACCUUUCCUCCAACCUUUUCCAUCAUUCCUCCAACUUUUCCUCCUAUCCCUUCAGUUUGCUUUUUCCACUCCUCCACCAGCCAACUCCCAUCGCUUCCCAUCCCCAGCACAGCCUCACCCUCUCAUCCCCCAAGGUGGGACCACCUCUGCCCCACUGAGGGGGAAGUACAAAGGAAAGUGGUUGAUGGAACAGGGGAAUGGUUUGGUUUCCUCUCCCAGGGCUGUCAGGAAGAUGAACCUGGCCUUCGCUGUGCUGGUUGCAUGGGCUCUGCCCCCAGCUCAUGGCAGCCUCUGGGAUCUGCACAAGAUGAUCACGAAGGCGACAGGGAAAAACGCUUUGCUGCAUUACUCCUUCUACGGCUGCUACUGCGGCUUUGGGGGCAAGGGGCAGCCCAAGGAUGCCACAGACAGCCUCGAGGUCCCGCAUAGAUGCUGCCAGCUGCACGAUACCUGCUACAAGAGCCUCCUGAGCCACCAGUGCAAUGCCAAAGCUCAGAGCUACCUCUACGACUGGGCCGGCAGCAGCCCCUCCUGCAGAAAGGGCUCGUGGUGCUCCCGGCUCUCCUGCGAGUGCGACCGCAGCCUGGCCCUUUGCCUCAAGAGGAGCACCGGGAGCUACAGGAGGAGCCACCGAUUCUACCCCAGGCACCGGUGCUGGUGAUGGGAGCUGGGACGUGGGGCCGGCUUCUGCACCCACACAUCCCCACAUCCCUGCUGGUGAUGGGGGCUGGGAUGUGGGGCCGGCU
Messenger RNA from Pezoporus occidentalis (night parrot), 853 nucleotides. RefSeq names its product basic phospholipase A2 Cdr-13-like. Gene Ontology annotation, molecular function: phospholipid binding; calcium ion binding. The record is from RefSeq and is a predicted model, not a curated record. The transcript is spliced from 4 exons. The coding region runs from base 292 to 768 and encodes 158 amino acids. Lineage: Eukaryota; Metazoa; Chordata; Aves; Psittaciformes; Psittacidae. Gene Ontology annotation, biological process: phospholipid metabolic process; arachidonate secretion; lipid catabolic process.